Messenger RNA from Grosmannia clavigera kw1407, 4680 nucleotides. RefSeq names its product WD repeat protein. The record is from RefSeq and is a predicted model, not a curated record. The coding region runs from base 1 to 4680 and encodes 1559 amino acids. Lineage: Eukaryota; Fungi; Ascomycota; Sordariomycetes; Ophiostomatales; Ophiostomataceae. The transcript has 5 exons. Gene Ontology annotation, molecular function: protein binding. Gene Ontology annotation, biological process: maturation of SSU-rRNA from tricistronic rRNA transcript (SSU-rRNA, 5.8S rRNA, LSU-rRNA). Gene Ontology annotation, cellular component: nucleolus; nucleus; small-subunit processome.
AUGACGUUGGGAUGCUAUAUGCUGGUAGCUACUCUCAUGUAUAAUGUGCACAUGGGACCCAACGGACUUCACCUACCCGGAGUCACAGUAACCGGAUGGUUAUUUAUUGCACUGGCGGCCGUCAUCUUGGUCGGCGUACAUGGCAAGUACACGCUCCAGUACUUACCAUCAGUCUUGAUCUUUUUCUCCAUCGCCGUUCUACUGCACAACCAGAUGUGGCCUUACAACAAAGAUUUUGGGUAUGUGUGGUUCAUUGCCUGGAUCGUCCUCUACAAGUCUAUCACCUUGGUCUUUGCACCAUACAUCGUGUUCCAGCCGGUCAUUUGGUAUAGCUCUUGGGUGGUCAUUGUUGCCAUGCUCGGCUGGGCAUUCCGGCCCGACCAGUCAUUAACCCGCUUUAUGCUCUGGGCGGCCACGAUUUACGUUUUGCGGAGUGUGCUAUUUUUAAUAGUCCUUACAUACUUUCCGGGGGACAACAGAAGAGCUUCAUUGUUUCCCUUCAAUCUAUUCAGUGGCACGUGGCGGGUGAGCCGCGAACGAUGGCUGGCUCUUGUCGAACUGCCCAAGGAAAACCCCGAGCAAGUACCCGGGGGCGACUCCGGGCAAUUUCCAGAAAACGAAUCCGAGCGGCGAGCAUUAUGCGAGCGAUGCAACAUUAUUGUAGCCAGCUCAAAACUGAUCACAGGCUCGGAAACGUACUUGACCCGACUUACCGAAUGGCACGAAUUUCGGACGACGAAAGAGUUCGUCGACAGUUUUGCAAAGCCUGAACAAAAUACCAACUCGGCUACUCAAGAAGCUAAACCAGCAGAGGAGGCCGUUGAAUCGCCAUCCAUUGAGCAGGAUAAUACGGGCUCUAAAGCGCACUUUGAGCAGGCUUUAGAAUGGCUUCAGUCAUGCCGUGAAAGUCACGACCUGUGCAAAGGUGUCGGCAAUUCGAAGCCCGUCCGACCAAAACGAAUGCUGUUUGUCUCUAAUGGCGGGGAAAACUACUUGGAGCCGGGGAUGCCACCUGCAUCCAUCAAGCUCAUGGACACCUGCGACAUCGACUUUACUAAGUCUGAAUACGUGGCCCUUAGUCACUGCUGGGGUAAGACGAAAGAGGUUCCCUUCACACUGCUGGCGAGCAACAUUGAAAUGCUCUACCAGGGAAUUGACUUCUUCUGUCUGUCGCGGAACCUGCAAGAUGCAAUUACUGCGACACUGAACCUUGGCUUCUCGUAUAUCUGGAUCGACUCUUUGUGCAUCACACAAUCGGAUAAAACCUUUCAGGAGAAGGAAGAGCUGGCCCACAUAUGGGAGGAAGACUGGAAAAAUGAGGCGCCGAAGCUGGGCGGCGUCUACUCAGCCGCCGCCUGCACGAUUGCAUCUACUGGGUCGUUUGACUGUAACGGUGGCUGUUUCCAUUCCCGGAAUGUGAAGGCACUCGAGCCGUGCAAGAUUGGAGCCAAACCUGGGAUCAAACCCACUGCAGCGACGCCUGACGAAGUGAUCUAUGUGCGUCGUGAUGACGUGUUCGACUUUGAUCGUGGCGUCAACUUGGCACCACUUAACACUCGCGGCUGGGUCAUGCAGGAACGUCUUCUGUCGCGCCGCAUCCUCCACUUCGGUGCCGACAUGCUUUACUGGGAAUGCGGCUGCCGCUCCGCCUCCGAGCUCAACCACCAUGGCUACACGUACAAGCGCUACCCUGAAGACUUUCGCGAUCACUAUGCACCCGACAUGUCACCGCAGAAUAUCGAGACCCGCCGAGACCUGUAUAUAGCCGAACGUGAAGGUCGUGGCUUGCGAUGGCAUGACAAAGAGGCGGUGCGGCGACGUCCACCACCACCGAUGCUACAUCCAGACAGCCCGCCAAGCAGUCAGGAAGUAUGGCUGCGCAAGCGUGGUUUCUGGAAGAACGUGCUCAAAUCGGAUUCUGAGCCCUGGACGAACGAUGAAUCUGACGACCGCAAGAAACGACCACGAGCCGGGUUCCGGGCAGACUUUGAGCUGUUACGCCUGGGUAAUGCGGAGAAAAUAGCAACAGCAGUGGCGGAAGAGUUGGCGAAAUACCAUCUCAGUCUCAUGGCGAAAUGGUUAGGUGCAGAGCCGGCACCGGAAGACGAGUCUCGCGAGGUCGGACAGUACAGCUACAGUCAGCUGUGGUAUAACAUUAUCGAGCCGUACUCUCGUUGUCUGCUAACUACUCCCACGGACAAGUUGGUGGCCAUAAUGGGCCUCCAGGAGGAGGUCGGACGGGCAACGGGAUCUACGUACCUACAUGGGCUAUGGAGCCAGCGGCUGGCGACGGAUCUGCUAUGGUUUGCCAUAGAUGGACCUGGCCAGCGGCUUCGCAAAGAUGGGAAGAAGCCCGAAACUCCAGCCAUAGAUGGAUCUGGCAAACAGGUGGGCAAAGAACAGAAUAAGCCCGAGGGACCACCUGUGGCACCGACUUGGUCCUGGGCGUCAAUUGUGGGCGCCGUCGCACUCGAUCUGAUGCCGGAGAACUCACGUGCACACAUCGAGCUGAAAGCUACUCUGCUCGCGACUAUUCGCAUCAUUGACGGGAAGGACCACCCGAGCUCUACGGCGAUCGAGCUCUACGGCCCCGUACUAAAAAUAGAAGCAAAUUGGCUGACGUUCGAUGGUACUGUAUGGGGUAUCCACGCUGGUAACACAAGACGGCCGUCGGCAAGGUUCUUCCCGGACGUUGCCGGGAGAGACGAACAGUCUCGACAGAGCUUAGAAGGCGCAAAAGAUCUGGUAUGCCUGUCCGCUCUGGUCCUACGACGAAAUAAGUCCAAAUUGGCCAUGACAUCCUCCACGGAAGAUGUCCAGGGGCUUGUACUUCGUUCUGUAGAAGAGACUGAUGGUGCAGCUGGCAAUAAUCACGGGGAAGACAAUUCACCAAAGGAUUACGUUCGAAUCGGCUAUUUCACGACAAGCUACAUCGCCAAGUCUCGGGAGGCGGCUCAAGGCCUGAAGGCACUGAAGAGGGCCGAGCUCGCAAAUGCCGGCACGGUCCCCGUGUAUACGGUCUCGGGGCCCUCCUCGCGAGCUCUUCCCGACUGGUUGGCGAGCAAGAAGAAGCAAAGCCUGAAACACGAUCCUGAAUAUGCGAAUCGCCUGGAGCUGCUGCAGGACUUUGAGUUCACGGGCGCCAGCGGCUGCAUUCGCGUCUCCGAGGAUGGCGAGUGGGUUAUGUCAACCGGAACCUUUCCUGAACUGGGAAGAUUCCAAAAGUCAUUUCAGAUCGACUUGGGCGCGGAUGAUGGCGUUGAGCGCGGUCUACAAGGAAGCAUUGGCGUCGGGUGCGUGAAUGUGGCUGCUCUGGCAGAAGAAUCGCACGGCCUGGCUGCUUUCGGCACCUCGCGCGGCACAGUCGAGUUUUGGGACUCCCGGAGCCGGGCGAGGGUGGCCACACUAGACACACACGACGGCGAGAUCUCGGCAUUGGACUUCUCGCGCUCGGGCAUGUCGUUGGCCACGGGAGCAAGCUCCGGCAUCGUGCAGAUAUACGAUCUUCGGCGGCCGACGCCUCUCAUGACCAAGGAUCUCGGCUUUGGUUACCCCGUGAAGAACUUGAUGCACCUGACGACGGCAUCGGACGAAAAGAAGAUUCUGGCGUCCGAUAAACGGGCAAUCAAAAUCUUUGACGAGACAGACGGCACGCCGUGGACGACAAUUGAGCCAGAGGCAGACAUUAACUCGGUGGCACACUGCCCGAACUCGGGCAUGCUGCUCAGCGCCAACGAAGGAAGACAGCAACAUGCGUGGUUUAUUCCGAUGCUUGGCCCUGCUCCGAAAUGGUGCACAUUCUUGGAACGCCUCGUUGACGAGAUGGCAGAGGAGGUAUCGACCACAACGUACGACAACUACAAGUUUCUCACGCUGGCCGAGCUCCGUUCUCUCAGCUUGGCUCAUCUCGUCGGCAAGACAAAUCUGCUGCGGCCAUACAUGCACGGUUACUUUGUCGCGAGCAAGUUGUACGACCAGGCACGUCUCAUUGCCAACCCGUACGUGUACGAGGAAGAGCGGAUGAAGCGUGUCAAGGAGCGGAUUGACAAGGAGCGGUCCAGCCGGAUCCGUGGCAACAAGAAGGUCAAGGUCAACCAAAAGCUGGUCGACAAGCUUCUCAAGAAGCAGGAGAAGAGAGACACCAUCGAUCUGGAGGCUGGAGCACUGGGCGACGAACGUUUCAAGGGUCUCUUCGAGGACGAAGAGUUUGCCAUCGAUGAGAAGAGCGCAGAGUUCCGGGCACUCAACCCGAGCACUAGGAUCGACGAGACCGGCAGGACAAUCUGGGGCAAGCACGUUCCCGCCAAGUCAGACGCCGAUUCGGACUCGGACUCGGAAGACGCUGACGACAGCAUCCGGAAGCCUGACAGCUCAUCCCGCAAGCCUGUCGGAGGCGAGGUGUCGAUGCGCAUGUCUUCAUCAGCGCGACAGGGCGGCAGCAAGUCGAAAGACAGCACGUUUGGAGCCCGUGUCGAGCAGAUGGCAGCGUCGAGCAGCCGGAGCCACGGAAAAGGCGUGCCGGUUCGAACCCGCAUCGUGGGCGAGCGGCAGGUUACCUUUGUGCCCGAGUCGUCCAAGAAGAAGGAGGAGCCGGAAGCUGUCGAGAAGCCGGCGCCGAGACGAGACAACAAGGCUCGACGAAGCGCCAGCGGCAACACCUUUCGGAGUCUUAAGCAGUAA